AUGUCUACGGGAAAAGAUUUUUCUGUGUAUAAAUGGUAUGCUGAUUUGAUCGACGAACAAACCGAUAAUGUUACGAUUAUUUAUCUGGGCGAACUGCAAUGGAAGUUUGUUAAACUUCGUUUUACUAAUAUUUUACAAUUUCUUCAAAAAGUCACCUUGAUAUCUCAUGCCACAUUUUCCAACUAUCAGCCACCGAUCUUCGACGAAAACUCAUUCAUUAUCAACUCAACAAAUCUAUCUGGUCGAUGGUCAACAACAUCUGCAUGUAUUCGAGAGAAAUUGUAUGAAAAUGCCAACGGAUAUAUUGUUUGGGAAUGUCUGAUGCCAAGUGCAUCUGGAAAGAUUGAACUCGACGGUACAACUAAUCAAGGUUUAGGUUAUGUUGAACGAUUAACAACGACUCUGAAACCUUGGCAAAUGCCAAUCAACAUCUUGCGAUGGGGACGAUUUUUGUCCAACAAUCAUUCGAUUGUCUGGAUUCGUUGGGAAGGAGAAGAAGAGAAGUUUCUUAUUUUUCACAAUGGAUUGAAAUAUGUAGGUGGAAUUAUCGACGAUGAUCGGAUUGAAUUCGGCACAUAUCGUCUGAUGUUAGAAGAUAAAUUUACUCUACGAAAUGGACCAUUGGUGAAAACAGUCUUUGAUAAAUUUAGUACAAUUAAACAACUGUUUCCGGCUGGAUUUUUGAACAUGAAAGAAUGUAAAUGGCAAACACGAAGUGAGUUAUUUGAAAAUACUCGUUGUAUUAGCAAAGGAUGGUCUAUUCAUGAAAAUGUUCAAUUUCAACCCAAACUACCAGUGUUAGGAAAGAUAUUCUAUGGUUCAUUGUUUACAAUAGUCAUUCCUCUGUUACUUAGCAUUUGGGCAAAACAAACCGAACAUUAUAUUCAUUUACCUAUUCUAACAAAUCCAUUUGUUGGAACUACAUUUAUUUGUCUCGGAUUCGUUUUGAUGAUAACAGCCAUGUCAGAUUUAUGGUUCAAAGGUCAUGGAUUACCUAUGAAUGCUUAUCCACCACCUAAAUUAGUUACCAAUGGCGUGUACAAGCUCUUUUCGCACCCGAUAUAUAUUGGAAGUUCGUUGACAUGUUUUGGCCUGUCGAUAACUUGUCAGUCGAAAAGUGGCUUUUGGUUGGUAUCACCUAUAUUGACAUUGGCAUGGCUUGCAUUGGUGCAUGGUUAUGAAAAUGAAGACUUACAAAAACGAUUUCCGGAUGUGGUAUGGAAAAGAUUAGUAGAUUUACCAGAGAAUGUUAACAUGAAAAGUCAAUUCAAUGAUAUUGUAUCAGCCUACUGUUUAGUUCUAAUUCCUUGGCUAGUUCUCUAUCAACUUGUCAUAUUUGUUGGUCCUUCGGCUAACUGUAUUUCGACCUAUCUUCAAUUCGAAUCGAACAUUCCAGUUAUUGAAUGGACAGAGUUCUUCUAUCUUCUCGCAUAUCCUUUUGUCGCUUUGGUGCCAUUGGUUUUGCAAACAAAACAACAAAUUCGUUCGUUUAUUAUUGACGGCUUGUUAAAUAUCAGUAUUGGUAUAUAUUUGCAAUUUAUUUUACCGUUCGUAGCGGUUCCGAAAGCAUUUGUUCCACAAACAUUCUUAGGUGAAAUUCUAUUGCAUGAGCGCGAUUUAGAUGGACCUACUGGUGCCUUUCCAUCGUUUCAUGUCUCUUGGGCAUUUCUCUGUGCUCAUCAUUACACACGAGCUUUUCCGAAACAUCGGUCUGCGUUCUACAUUUUAUCUGCUCUCAUAUCAGCAAGUUGUGUGACGACAGGGAUGCAUAGCAUAAUAGAUGUUAUCGCUGGAUAUCUAUUAUUCCUGAUUUGUAUCAAAAGACAACAAAUUUGGCAAUAUCUUCGACGUUAUUUUGAAAAUCUAGCAAAUUCCUGGGCAGCAUAUCGUAUUGGACCACUGCGUAUCAUUAAUAACAGUUUGUAUGUGUUCUUAAGUGCAGCAUCAGGUGCUUAUUUAGUUUGCUCAUUACCCGGUAACAAUUAUGCCAUGUUAUUCGUUAGUAUAUCUUCAUUAUUUGGUGGAGCUGUAUGUGGACAAUUACUUGAAAGUUCUUCUGGUCUAUCUCGGCCAUUUGGUUACUUUGGUUUUGUUACUGGUGGUCUAGUUGGAUCUAUUGCUGCAUCAUGGUUAUUUCACAUUCCAAUUCUUUCAUUUUUAUCAGCAUCUGCCCUGGCAAAUCCCUGGAUACAAGCGACUGGUCGCCUACGUUGUGUUGCUCAAGGAUGUUGCCAUGGUCGUCGAACAAAUCCAUUUCUUGGAAUCUUGGUUACCAAUCCUCACUCUCGAGUAUGCUCACUAUCACAAUUGCACAACAAACAUAUUCAUAUCACACCUGCUUAUUCGAUAUUAGCAAACGCUCUGAUUGGAAUGCUUCUGUGGCGACUAUGGUAUUCAGAAGUUUCUCUAUGUUUGAUAAUUAGUCUUUAUUUUAUUUUGAUUGGAUUGAGUCGAUUCGUCGAAGAACGCUUUCGAGGUGAAGUUCAAACGAUGAUUUGUCGUCGAUUAAAAAUCUAUCAAUGGGGAUCGAUCGCAUUUGUCUGCAUAGGCAUCUGUUUCAGUAUGCUUCCAUUCAAUGACAAAGUUUCUUUGCACUUGAAUGGAAAGUACGAAUAUGUAAUUCCAUCGAUAAUAUUUGGAUGUAUCACAGCAUCUGCAAUGGGUGUAGACUUUCCCGAAUCUACAAAGAGAUUUUCGCGUCUUGCUGAUUGA
Molecule: messenger RNA, 2712 nt
Organism: Adineta ricciae
Lineage: Eukaryota; Metazoa; Rotifera; Eurotatoria; Adinetida; Adinetidae
Source: the annotation of a GenBank genome assembly